Molecule: messenger RNA, 1591 nt
Organism: Tarenaya hassleriana
Lineage: Eukaryota; Viridiplantae; Streptophyta; Magnoliopsida; Brassicales; Cleomaceae
Product: protein-lysine N-methyltransferase mettl10
Exons: 7
Coding region: 115-1149 (344 amino acids)
Biological process (GO): peptidyl-lysine monomethylation; peptidyl-lysine dimethylation
Cellular component (GO): cytoplasm
Molecular function (GO): protein-lysine N-methyltransferase activity
Source: RefSeq, a predicted model, not a curated record
AAUAUGGCUUAGCAAAAGUAGGGGUUAUUCACUUUUGUCUGGUUCCUUUCUCCAGAAAACUGCGUCAAAAGAGACUCGAACCUUUUCCUCCUCAGCUUUGAAGCGUUGAAUCCCAUGGCGGGAAUCCGAUUGCCACCGGAUGAAUCGGAUACGACUCCUCACCAGCAGAUCCGACCGCCGGCGAUGGCUGUGGAGAGUUUGACGUCCGACGACGACCGCUCUGUGGCGGCGGAUUCGUGGUCGAUCAAGAGCGAGUACGGGAGCACUCUUGACGACGAGCAGCGACACGCCGACGCCGCUGAGGCCCUCUCCUCCGGCAACUUCCGUGCUCCGUCGGAUUACAGUUCUGACAAGGAAGAGCCAGAUGCUGAUGGAGUACAAUCAAUGCUUGGUCUUCAAAGCUACUGGGACGCAGCAUACGCCGAUGAGUUGACAAAUUUCAGGGACCAUGGUCAUGCCGGUGAAGUUUGGUUUGGAGACGAUGUCAUGGAAAUUGUUGCUUCUUGGACCAAAGACACAUGCUUUGACAUAUCUCAACGUAACAUGCCAAGUUCUGACAAUGAUAACAAGACAGAGGCGACUGAAUAUUUGUCUACUUGGAAUGUUCUUGACAUUGGUACUGGGAAUGGCCUACUCCUUCACGAACUUGCCAAGCAGGGAUUCUCUGAUUUAACUGGGACGGAUUAUAGCGAAGGAGCAAUAGAACUCGCACAACGUCUUGCCCAACGUGAUGGACUGCCAAACAUUAGUUUCUUGGUUGAUGAUAUCCUCGAGACGAAAUUGGAUCGCCAGUUCAAGCUGGUCAUGGAUAAAGGAACUUUAGAUGCCAUUGGGUUGCAUCCUGAUGGCCCCGUAAAAAGAAUCAUGUAUUGGGAUUCAGUCUCCAAGUUAGUUGCUCCCGGCGGAAUAUUGGUCGUCACGUCCUGUAACAACACGAAAGAUGAGCUCAUAGAAGAGGUGGAGAAUUUCAACGUAAGAAAAAACAACUUAUCCCGAGACCCCACUGAGGCACCCUCCUCCAACUCUGAAGCCUCCACCAGAUUCGAUCUUCCUUUUGAGUACCUCAGCCAUGUCCGGACAUACCCAACUUUCAUGUUCGGCGGAUCAGUGGGAUCACGUGUUGCAACGGUUGCGUUUCUUCGGAAGUGAAAACCCAAUUCAGAUUUCUAAUCUCGUGGGAUUGUAUGAAACAAUAUCAUCCUUUUUGUUCCAAGAUACAUAGGCUUUUGGUCCUUUGGAAGUUUGUUCCUUCUAUUGAAGACUAUUACUGCUACUUUAGCACCUCAAGUUCUGAUCAACCGUACUUGAUUUUGUGAAUUUAUCACUUAGAUAAUUAUCUUCUUUGUCUAAGUUCUUCAAGUACACGUUUUAAGUUUAAGCUUGCAUCUGCCUAAUGCUUAUACUUACAUCUAAUGCAACUGAUGAUAUAUUUUAUAUUAUGUUUGUGAUUUUCGGCGAGUUCUCAUCGUGUUUAGUUUACAGGACCAGUAUGAAGGCGUGGAGAGGGCAUAUGUGGCGACUCGGGUUCUUCCUCUGAGGUGAAGCCAGAAGAGAAUCCAAAAUCCUGGUUUCAACAAUUGAAGACAACAAA